Messenger RNA from Racocetra persica, 263 nucleotides. The record is from the annotation of a GenBank genome assembly. Lineage: Eukaryota; Fungi; Glomeromycota; Glomeromycetes; Diversisporales; Gigasporaceae.
ACAUGUUGCCUCAUGUUGUUAAUGGUACUUAUGGUAUUGGAUACAUUAAUGUUAAUGGUACUCAUGGUAUUGGACACGUUCAAUAUCAAGCAUAUCCACCUAUGCAGUUCACUACUCAACCUCAACCUCAACUUCCACCGUCUCCUGUGCAAGCUAAUAUCCAAAUUAAUAAUAACUUUCAAAGACAGUCAUCAUUUACGUCUCAAGCUCCAAAUUUGACUGAUCAACAAGGGAUUGAAAAUUGUAUUUGUCGAGUUCUUUAA